AUGAAUGGGCACAGUGAUGAAGAAAGUGUAAGAAACAGUAGUGGAGAAUCAAGCCGAUCAGAUGACGAUUCCAGGUCACCAUCAGGUUCUGGAUCUGGUUCAAGCUCUGGAAGCAGUAGUGACGGAAGCAGCAGCCAGUCAGGCAGCAGUGACUCUGACUCUGGUUCAGAGUCAGGCUCUCAGUCAGAAUCAGAGUCUGACACAUCUAGAGAGAAGAAGCAAAUUCAAGCUAAACCACCAAAAGUUGAUGGAUCUGAGAAGCACGUGCUAAUUUACUGGAACUUACAGAAGACAAAGUUUUGGAAGUCUAGUCCAAGUAUACUUGCUGUGCAAAGAUCAGCAGUGCUCAAGAAGCAACAGCAACAACAAAAGGCAGCUUCAUCAGACAGUGGUUCAGAAGAGGACUCAUCAAGUAGUGAAGAUUCUGCAGAUGACUCAUCCAGUGAAACCAAGAAGAAAAAACAUAAAGAUGAAGACUGGCAAAUGUCGGGAUCAGGGUCAGUAUCAGGAACUGGUUCCGAUUCUGAAUCAGAGGAAGAUAGGGAGAAAAGCAGUUGUGAAGAGAGUGAAUCUGACUACGAGCCAAAAAAUAAGGUCAAAAGCCGGAAACCUCCAAGCAGAAUUAAGCCAAAAAGUGGGAAAAAGAGCGCAGGACCGAAAAAGAGGCAACUUGAUUCUUCAGAGGAUGAGGAGGAGGAAGAGGAUGAUGAUGAUGAUUAUGAUAAAAGAGGAUCUCGUCGCCAGGCAACAGUCAACAUUAGUUACAAAGAAGCUGAAGAAACCAAGACAGAUUCUGAUGAUUUGCUGGAAGUUUGUGGAGAAGAUGUCCCACAAACUGAAGAAGAUGAAUUUGAAACUAUAGAGAAGUUCAUGGAUAGUCGAGUUGGCAGAAAAGGAGCCACAGGUGCUGCAACCACCAUCUAUGCAGUUGAGGCAGAUGGUGACCCAAAUGCUGGGUUUGAAAAGUCGAAGGAGCCAGGAGAAAUACAGUAUCUUAUUAAAUGGAAAGGUUGGUCACACAUCCAUAACACUUGGGAAACUGAGGAAACACUGAAGCAACAAAAUGUUAAAGGAAUGAAGAAGCUGGACAACUAUAAGAAAAAGGAUCAGGAAACAAAACGAUGGCUGAAAAAUGCUUCUCCAGAAGAUGUGGAAUAUUACAACUGCCAGCAGGAGCUUACAGAUGAUCUACAUAAACAAUACCAGAUAGUGGAAAGAAUAAUUGCUCAUUCAAAUCAGAAAUCAGCAGCUGGUUAUCCAGACUACUAUUGCAAAUGGCAGGGUCUGCCUUAUUCAGAAUGUAGCUGGGAAGAUGGUGCUCUCAUUGCCAAAAAGUUUCAGACACGCAUUGAUGAGUACUUCAGCAGAAAUCAAUCCAAGACCACUCCCUUUAAGGACUGCAAGGUUCUAAAACAGAGGCCAAGGUUUGUUGCACUAAAGAAGCAGCCAUCUUAUAUUGGCGGACAUGAAAGUUUAGAGUUAAGAGAUUAUCAGUUAAAUGGAUUGAAUUGGCUUGCUCACUCAUGGUGCAAAGGGAAUAGCUGUAUUCUUGCAGAUGAAAUGGGUCUGGGUAAAACAAUACAAACAAUUUCUUUUCUGAACUACCUGUUUCACGAACAUCAAUUGUAUGGGCCUUUCUUGCUGGUCGUGCCACUUUCUACCUUGACAUCUUGGCAAAGAGAGAUUCAAACUUGGGCUCCUCAGAUGAAUGCUGUAGUUUACUUAGGAGAUAUAACUAGCAGAAAUAUGUUCACUUGAUUCUUUUUGUUGAUUAGAACUCAUGAAUGGAUGCAUCCACAGACCAAACGAUUAAAAUUCAACAUACUUCUAACAACAUAUGAAAUUUUGCUGAAGGAUAAGUCAUUCCUUGGUGGUCUGAAUUGGGCGUUCAUAGGAGUUGACGAAGCUCAUCGUUUAAAAAAUGAUGAUUCCCUUUUGUACAAGACUUUAAUAGACUUUAAGUCUAAUCAUCGUCUUCUUAUUACUGGAACCCCUCUGCAAAACUCCCUCAAAGAGCUUUGGUCUUUGUUGCACUUCAUCAUGCCAGAAAAGUUUUCCUCCUGGGAAGAUUUUGAAGAGGAGCAUGGCAAAGGGAGAGAGUAUGGUUAUGCAAGUCUUCACAAAGAACUUGAACCAUUUUUGCUGAGAAGAGUAAAAAAAGAUGUAGAAAAGUCUUUACCUGCUAAAGUUGAGCAAAUUCUGAGGAUGGAAAUGAGUGCAUUGCAGAAGCAAUAUUACAAGUGGAUUUUAACCAGGAAUUAUAAAGCCCUCAGUAAAGGUUCAAAAGGCAGUACCUCAGGCUUUUUGAACAUCAUGAUGGAACUCAAGAAGUGUUGUAACCAUUGCUACCUCAUUAAACCACCAGAUGAUAAUGAAUUCUAUAAUAAACAGGAGGCCUUACAGCAUUUAAUACGUAGCAGCGGGAAACUAAUCCUUCUUGACAAGCUGUUGAUUCGUCUGCGAGAACGUGGCAACAGAGUUCUGAUUUUCUCACAGAUGGUGAGGAUGCUGGACAUCCUAGCAGAAUAUCUGAAGUAUCGUCAGUUUCCCUUUCAGAGACUUGAUGGAUCAAUAAAAGGGGAAUUGAGGAAACAAGCACUGGAUCAUUUUAAUGCAGAAGGAUCCGAGGUUAAUAUUUAUCGGCUAGUCACAAAAGGAUCAGUAGAAGAAGAUAUUCUUGAAAGAGCCAAGAAAAAGAUGGUGUUAGAUCAUUUAGUAAUUCAGAGAAUGGACACUACCGGGAAAACUGUACUACAUACAGGCUCUACUCCUUCAAGCUCAACACCUUUUAAUAAGGAGGAGUUAUCAGCGAUUUUGAAGUUUGGUGCUGAGGAACUUUUUAAAGAACCUGAAGGGGAAGAACAGGAGCCCCAGGAAAUGGAUAUAGAUGAAAUCUUGAAGAGGGCUGAAACUCGGGAAAAUGAGCCAGGUCCAUUAACUGUAGGAGAUGAGUUGCUUUCACAGUUCAAGGUGGCCAACUUUUCCAAUAUGGAUGAAGAUGAUAUUGAGCUGGAACCAGAAAGAAAUUCAAGAAAUUGGGAAGAAAUCAUUCCAGAAGUCCAGCGGCGAAGAAUAGAAGAGGAGGAAAGACAAAAAGAACUUGAAGAAAUAUACAUGCUCCCAAGGAUGAGGAACUGUGCAAAACAGAUCAGCUUUAAUGGAAGUGAAGGGAGGCGCAGUAGGAGCAGAAGAUACUCUGGAUCUGAUAGUGACUCCAUCUCAGAAAGAAAACGGCCAAAAAAACGUGGAAGACCACGCACUAUUCCUCGAGAAAAUAUUAAAGGAUUUAGUGAUGCAGAGAUCAGGCGGUUUAUCAAGAGUUACAAGAAAUUUGGUGGCCCUCUUGAAAGGUUAGAUGCUGUAGCUAGAGAUGCUGAGCUAGUUGAUAAAUCAGAGACAGAUCUUAGACGUUUGGGAGAGCUUGUACAUAAUGGAUGCAUUAAAGCUUUAAAGGACAAUUCAUCUGGACAAGAAAGAGCAGGUGGUAGACUUGGGAAAGUUAAAGGCCCAACAUUCCGAAUAUCAGGAGUGCAGGUGAAUGCAAAGCUAGUCAUCUCUCAUGAAGAAGAGUUGGCACCAUUGCACAAAUCCAUUCCUUCAGAUCCAGAAGAAAGAAAAAGAUAUGUCAUCCCAUGCCACACCAAAGCUGCUCAUUUCGAUAUAGAUUGGGGUAAGGAAGAUGAUUCCAAUCUGUUAAUAGGCAUCUAUGAAUAUGGUUAUGGCAGCUGGGAAAUGAUAAAAAUGGAUCCUGAUCUUAGUUUGACACAGAAGAUUUUGCCUGAUGAUCCAGAUAAGAAACCCCAGGCAAAACAGUUACAGACCCGUGCAGACUACCUCAUUAAAUUACUGAAUAAAGACCUUGCAAGGAAGGAAGCACAAAGGCUUGCUGGUGCCGGCAAUUCAAAGAGGAGGAAAACAAGAACUAAGAAGAAUAAGGUGAUAAAGGCUGCAAAAAUAAAAGAAGAAAUAAAAAGUGAUUCUUCGCCACAACUCUCAGAAAAAUCUGAUGAAGAUGAUGAUGAGGAUGACAAGGAUGAGAUUGUUUCAGUGAAACAUCCACAUAAAAAAAUUAAAGCAGAAAAAGAAAAUGAAGAAAAGCCUGAGCCAGAUAUUGGUAUAAAGAAGGAAGCUGAAGAAAAAAGAGAGACAAAAGAAAAGGAAAAUAAGAGGGAUUUGAAAAGGGAGAAAAAAGAAAAAGAGGAUAUAAGAAAGAUAAAAGAAAAAGAUAUUAAAGAAAAGAGAGAAAACAAAGUAAAAGAAUCCACACAGAAAGAAAAAGAAGUGAAGGAAGAGAAGGUAAAUGAAAUCAAAUCUGAAAAUAAAGAAAAAACUAAAAAAAUUCCAUUGUUGGAUACUCCAGUUCAUAUUACUGCAAGUAGUGAACCAGUUCCUAUAUCAGAAGAAUCUGAAGAACUGGAUCAGAAAACUUUUAGUGUGUGCAAAGAAAGAAUGAGGCCUGUCAAAGCAGCAUUGAAACAGCUGGAUCGACCAGAGAAGGGCCUUUCUGAAAGAGAGCAGCUGGAACACACCAGACAGUGUCUAAUCAAAAUUGGGGAUCACAUUACUGAAUGUCUAAAGGAGUACACAAAUCCUGAACAAAUUAAACAGUGGAGAAAAAAUUUGUGGAUUUUUGUCUCUAAGUUUACAGAAUUUGAUGCCAGAAAGCUGCACAAACUGUAUAAACAUGCAAUCAAAAAACGCCAAGAGUCUCAGCAACACAAUGACCAGAAUAUUAGCAGCAAUGUGAAUACACAUGUAAUUAGAAAUCCAGAUGUGGAAAGACUAAAGGAGAAUACAAACCAUGAUGACAGUAGCAGGGACAGUUAUUCUUCUGAUAGACAUUCUUCACAAUACCACGAUCAUCAUAAAGACAGGCAUCAGGGAGAUGCUUACAAGAAAAAUGACUCUAGGAAAAGGCCCUAUUCAGCCUUCAGCAAUGGAAAAGAUCACAGAGACUGGGAUCACUACAAACAAGACAGCAGAUACUACAGUGAUAGUAAACAUAGAAAGCUAGAUGACUACAGGAGCAGAGACCACAGGUCAAACCUGGAAGGAAGUUUAAAAGACAGCCGGGCUCAUUCAGAUCACCGUUCCCAUUCAGACCACAGGAUACAUUCAGAUCACCGUUCCACUUCAGAGUACAGCCAUCAUAAGUCUUCUAGAGAUUAUAGGUACCACUCAGACUGGCAAAUGGACCACAGAGCUUCGGGUAGUGGCCCAAGGUCACCGUUAGAUCAGAGGUCUCCUUAUGGUUCAAGAUCUCCCCUAGGACACAGAUCUCCAUUUGAACACUCAUCAGAUCACAAAAGUACACCUGAACAUACAUGGAGUAGCCGGAAAACAUAACGAAGACUGACAUUUUUUGGACCUUCUUUUAGCCAUAUACAGUAAACUAACACAGUAAUUGCCUUACAUGACUUGAAAGAUACGGACUGGAUAUUCUAUCAGUAGCAGUAUUGUUACUUCUUUCCAGGAUGCAAGGUCUAUUAACCCAACAGAAGAAAAAUAUUUUUGUAUUUAAAGUUUAUGCUGCACUGUGCUGCAAAUGUUGCGGCACUCUUUUUUUAAGAAAUGGAAGAUGUUUACUUUUACAGGGACCUCAACACUGCCCCUUUCAGACUGGAUCUUACUAUAAAACUCUUCAUGUCAAAGUGAUUUCAGGCUGAACACAUUUUAAAUUAUGUUUGUAAAUGAACUUUUAAACACUGACCUGUGCUCAUAUUUCAGGAAGUAAUGAGGAGUUUAUUUUCUUUUGUUUCUUAGUAAAGAACUCUCAAGGACUUUGUUCACUUUCCAAAGCUACUUGUUUACAUUGUACACUGCGACCACCUUGCCGCUUUUCAUCACAAGCUUGAAUAUUUAAAUUCUGUACCUAUAACUGUAAAAUAGCCAGGAUUUCUCCUGUUUGUGAUCAGUUAUAAUGCCUUUUUACAAAACAAACAAACAAAAAAAUAAUAAUAAAAAAACCUAAACACACAAACAAAUGGCUGUAAAUUAUUGUAAAUUAAUUAAAUGAGCUUU
Nipponia nippon (crested ibis) is the source of this 6021-nucleotide messenger RNA. The record is from RefSeq and is a predicted model, not a curated record. NCBI's taxonomy places the organism in Eukaryota, Metazoa, Chordata, Aves, Pelecaniformes, Threskiornithidae.